Lutzomyia longipalpis is the source of this 2256-nucleotide messenger RNA. Its product is annotated as ankyrin repeat and LEM domain-containing protein 1. The transcript has 3 exons. Gene Ontology annotation, molecular function: protein binding; endonuclease activity. The coding region runs from base 108 to 2072 and encodes 654 amino acids. The record is from RefSeq and is a predicted model, not a curated record. Lineage: Eukaryota; Metazoa; Arthropoda; Insecta; Diptera; Psychodidae.
GAUAUCCACUGUAUCAUCAAAACGUCAGAAAUUCAAAUCUGUUCGGUGGGAAUUUGUGUUUUUAUAUUAAAUUUAAUCGUGUUCUUUCAAUUUGUUAUUGUUUAACUAUGGCCUCAGGUAUUUCUACAGAGUGCAACAGCCUACUGAAAAAAUGUCAAUACCUUGCGCUAUGUCUCAUUGAUGCACUGGAAGAUGAGAAUUACAGUUGUUUGGAGAUCCUGUUGAAGACUCAUCAAGCAAAUCCCAACGUCAUUGUCGAGUCAAAGGAUUACGCACCAGUCCAUUUGGUUUGCGGAUUAGAAAACAAAGAUUUUGCCUAUCGGGCUGCUCAAUUAAUAUUUGAAGAAUUUAACGGUGAUCCAAACUUGAGGGGAUUUGAUAUCAGAGUCACUCCGAUGCACAUUGCAGCCUGUAAGGGAUACACAGAAAUCUUUGAAUUGAUGCUCAAACGAGGAGGUGACAUUGAGGUGGAGGAUGUGGAUGGCGUGACACCAUUAAUUUAUGCCGUGCAGGAAAAACAAUACGAUGUCGUAAUGGUGGCCAACAUCUUCUUACUGGAACAGAAGAAGGAACGGAAGCGUAGGGAGAUUGAGGAAAAGCGAUUUCUCUCGCCACAUGUCCACAAUCGCAUCACUAAGACCCCACAGGGAGUACCAACGAAUACAGACCCAUCAAGUCCCUACUACAUCUACAUUACCCAUCGCCGGAAGAUGCCCAAUGAUUCUAAACUUUUCUCACCACGGUCAGAUGCUACAAAGCAAGAGAAUGAGAACAAGGAGAAUACAUUUCUUACUCCUGUAACACCAAAGAAAGUCAACCUCUUUGAAUUGACACAAUCGAAUCUUGAGGAAUAUUCCAAGCUAUUUACGAGGAACUCAAACAAGCAAUCCCUUAUUGAGUCUUGGCGUGAAAAGGUGAUAUACUCUAGUAGCCGAGGAUCCCUCACGCGAAAUAUUAAAGAGAUGGAGAGAAUUAUCACGGGUUUUGAUGAAACCACCGAUGCAUCUUUAAACUCCUCUGCCUUUUUCACUGCCAACCCCAACAAUACUUCUGUUGACGAUUCCAAACUCAUCCGACGUUCCCCACGAAAUUCUGCAGAGUCCGGAAUGCAGCUUAUGGAGGCAUAUAAGCAUCAAGAUGAAGAGAAUCACAUUCAGUUCUAUGAAUUUAAAUUUCAUCCAAUUCAAGGAACUUUACCAAAAUCAAGGAAUGCGGAUGAGAACGUCAACACAAGCCUCUCUACCAUCCUACAAAUUCCCACUGAGUACGAGACAGAUGUUCUACGGGCAGACCUUACGGCAUUCGGUGAUCCCCCUGGUCCAAUAACGAAAACCACCAAGAAGCUCUACUUGAAGAAACUAAUGGAGUAUAAGCAGCAGCCUCAGUUAGCAGAAUCCGCGCAAAUGAAAAAGACCAAAUUACCUAAUUUUUCAGUUGAACUCUUGAACAGCCUCACAAUGAAGGAGUUCAACAUCCACCUAACACAGUACUUAAAGUGGGAACAAGAGAUGGCACAACAUUUUCGCGAAUCAACAAAGAAAUGGCGCGAAGGAAACUUAAAAAAGAGCUUCAUUUACUUCCUCAUCGAUCCACGCAUUUCGCGUAAUCUUCCCGCCAUGAUUUCUUCCAUGGCAAUCGAAGAAGUCUGGUUGCGUUUUCUGCAGUCUAUCUUUUACGUGGGGAAAGGCAAAAGCAGUCGUCCCUAUGCUCAUCUAUACGAUGCCAUUAAACAAUUCGAGGUGUUCUACUUAAAGCAGAGUGAACAGCGGGAUGGCGUCCUUAACAAGAAGUUCAAUCGAAUAAUGGACAUUUGGGAUUGUGAAAAGGGCGUUGUGUGCCUCCAUGUGUUCCACAACAUCAUCCCCGUGGAGGCAUAUACACGAGAAGCUGCCAUUAUUGAUUGCCUUGGCUUGCAACAUUUAACAAAUCUAAAGCGCGGAGAAUAUUAUGGCAUUACAACGGGAUGGUCAAUGAGGAAGAAGAAGCAAAUGGCAAUUGGGUUGCUUUUCAAGGCACUACAAGUCUAUUUGGCCGAAGGGGAAAGUCAGCUAAGCCCUCGAGAUCUUCUUUAAUCAAAGGAGCCCAUGCGCUUGAUAUGGGCGAAGUACCUAAUUGAAGGAAACGCAGAAAACAAUUUUAACCCACCCAGUCUUGUAGGGAAUCAAAAAAGGAUAAAGAAUCGCCAAAAAUAUUCACCAUUUUCCACUGGGGUCACAACGAAAAAAGGCAAUAAAGUUUUGUAAAAAUUCAAAAAAA